AUGGGAGCUAUCGCCCGGGACCCCAGCACCCUCUCCAACUAUGCCGCUUGGCUUACCAAGCACACCACGGCCAAUUUCACCAUUGAUUUCGAGGAGCAUGCCCUCAAAGGCCGCGUCGACUAUCGCAUCUUGUCUCGCUCCCAGAAGGAGAGCAAGGAGAUCAUUCUCGAUUCGAGCUUCGUCUCCAUCAAAUCCGUAUCCACCUCCAACAAGAAGCAUCCUUACAUGUUCUCCCAAUGCCAAGCCAUCCAUGCCCGCUCCCUGUUCCCCUGCCAAGAUACGCCCGACGUCAAGUCGACCUACACCUUCAAAAUCACUUCCCCCUUGCCCGUCGUGGCGAGCGGCGUGCUGCAGAACGAGAGCAAGGCUGAGAGCGGCGCCACCACCUAUGUCUUUGAACAAAACGUCCCCAUCCCCUCUUAUCUUUUUGCCCUAGCCUCGGGCGACAUCGCGACGGCUAAGAUCGGCUCACGGAGCAAGGUCGCCACCGGCCCCGAAGAGCUCGAGGGGGCCAAGUGGGAGCUUGAGAGGGACAUGGACAAAUUCAUGGAGGCUGCCGAGAAGGUUGUUUUCCCUAUAAGAAUGGAGAACCCCGUCUACACGUUUGCCACGCCCACCAUUAUCAGCGGAGACAGGCAAAACGUCGACGUGAUUGCCCACGAGCUUGCCCAUAGCUGGAGUGGAAACCUUGUCACCAGCUGUAGCUGGGAGCACUUUUGGCUCAACGAAGGAUGGACAGUCUAUCUGGAGCGCCGAAUCGGCGCCGCAAUUCACGGCGAGCCGGAGCGUGACUUCUCUUCCAUUAUCGGCUGGAAGGCACUAGAGGAUUCGGUGGCGCUCUUUGGUGCUGACCACGACUACACAAAGCUCAUCCCCACUCUCAAGGGCGGCGUUGACCCCGACGAUGCGUUCAGCACCGUUCCCUACGAGAAGGGUUUCCACUUCCUCUAUUACCUCGAGAAGCUCGUGGGACGUGACAACUUUGACAAGUUCAUCCCUCACUACUUCACCAAGUUCUCCGGAAAGUCACUCGACUCCUUCGAAUUCAAGGAGACGUUUUGCUACCGCCUCGCGGAAAAGUGGAAGGAUGCUCGUGCCAGGGUCCUCGGCGACACCUAUGACUUCCUUGCUUCCCAAAAUGUCGAGCUCAAGGCCGCCUACUAUCACAUCGCCAUGGCUGCCCGUGAUUCGACCUGCUAUACCGGCGUCUCGGAACUGCUCGGCCAUGUCGGUCGCAUGAAGUUUGUGAGGCCACUGUUCAGGGGCUUGAACAAGGUGGAUAGGGAACUUGCCCUGCAGACUUUUGAAAAGAACAAAGAUUUCUACCACCCCAUCUGUAGGGCCAUGGUCGAGAAGGACCUAGGAACUGAGUAA
Messenger RNA from Parascedosporium putredinis, 1374 nucleotides. The record is from the annotation of a GenBank genome assembly. NCBI's taxonomy places the organism in Eukaryota, Fungi, Ascomycota, Sordariomycetes, Microascales, Microascaceae.